UCGGGCGUCAUAGAUUAACGCUCUCACCAUAUUUAGCCAGUCAGAGCCCCCGAGGAGGCGAGCGAGCGAGCGAGCGGUGGAGAACCGGGCUGGAAACGCGACAAAACGGGUUCUGGACUUGACAUUUUGACAGCGCUUAAGGACGAGAUAAAGUGUCGGAAAAACAACAACCCGAGUCAUUUUACAGCUGUUUGGUUUGUUGAGAAGAGUCGCUUUUCGGAUGGGAAUUUCGGCUAAGCGAGCGAGCAAGCAGGCUGGCUAGCUAAGUUAGCAUGGCACCCAGCUAGCUAAACUUUUAGCUACUUCGCGAGCGCAGAUGCGAGUCAUUCUUGUCACGAGCAAAAAAAUAAAUAAAUAAAAAUGUUUCGCUGUAUUUGUUCUUCUGGGUAGUUGAGUGGAAUUUCUGGACGUUAGACUAUCCUUCAACAAGCUGCCGUGUACUGUUAGCUAGCUCCGUCGUUCUGUCAGGGCAAGCGGUGAAGAGUGACCGCGAGUCCGUGGUUGAGUCGCGGGGAGACGGAAGAGCCCGUGAAGCCCGGGGCGGCCCAUCUCGCCCCGCGAGUAACGCCAUUUCUAACCGCAUAUCUGGACGAGAAUCUUUACAAAUAGCACAUUUGGGUUGUAUCUGGGAUUUUCAUUGGAUUUUUUUUCUCGGAAAGCCGGAGUUUUCUUCUUCUGUGAGCCGGGGAAGGAACCGGACAGAGAGCCUCAUGAAUGGAAAUCGGAACUUCAGGAGUCGUUGGGGCCCAGUCCCUGUUCUCCAUGCCCCGGAGGCCUGGCUAUGGCACCAUGGGGAAGCCCAUCAAGCUGCUGGCCAACUGCUUCCAGGUGGAGAUCCCCAAGAUGGACGUCUACCUCUACGAGGUGGACAUUAAACCUGAGAAGUGCCCACGCAGAGUCAACAGAGAGGUGGUGGACUCCAUGGUGCAGCACUUUAAGGUGACCAUCUUCGGGGAUCGCCGGCCAGUCUACGAUGGAAAGAGAAGCCUUUACACAGCAAACCCACUUCCUGUGGCCCCCACAGGGGUGGAUCUGGACGUCACGCUGCCAGGAGAAGGGGGCAAAGACAGGCCAUUUAAAGUCACCAUUAAGUUUGUGUCGCUGGUCAGUUGGCACCUGCUGCAUGAGGUACUGACUGGACGCAGCAUGCCCGAGCCCCUUGAGCUGGACAAGCCCAUCAGCACCAACCCGGUGCAUGCCGUGGACGUGGUGCUCAGACACCUGCCCUCCAUGAAAUACACUCCAGUGGGCCGCUCGUUCUUCUCCGCUCCGGAGGGCUAUGACCAUCCUCUGGGAGGAGGAAGAGAGGUCUGGUUCGGCUUCCAUCAGUCCGUUCGACCCGCUAUGUGGAAGAUGAUGCUCAACAUUGAUGUGUCAGCCACGGCCUUUUACAAAGCACAGCCAGUCAUCCAGUUCAUGUGUGAGGUCCUGGACAUCCACAACAUUGACGAGCAGCCCCGCCCCCUCACCGAUUCGCACCGAGUCAAGUUCACCAAAGAAAUCAAAGGUCUUAAGGUGGAGGUGACGCACUGUGGAACCAUGCGGAGGAAGUACCGAGUGUGUAAUGUGACUCGCCGACCUGCCAGCCAUCAAACGUUCCCCUUGCAGUUGGAAAAUGGACAAACGGUGGAAAGGACUGUUGCUCAGUAUUUUCGAGAAAAGUACAACCUGCAGCUGAAGUACCCACACCUGCCGUGUCUGCAGGUCGGCCAGGAGCAGAAACACACCUACCUGCCCCUGGAGGUGUGUAACAUCGUAGCAGGGCAGCGAUGCAUCAAGAAACUGACUGAUAAUCAGACGUCCACUAUGAUCAAAGCCACAGCGCGCUCAGCACCGGACCGACAGGAGGAGAUCAGCAGACUGGUACGCAGUGCCAACUAUGAGGCCGAUCCGUUUGUGCAGGAGUUCCAGUUCAAGGUUCGGGACGAGAUGGCUCACGUGACGGGCCGUGUGUUGCCCGCGCCCAUGCUGCAGUACGGGGGCAGGGUGAGCUCAGAGAACUUUCUGAACCGGACCGUGGCCACGCCCAGUCACGGUGUGUGGGACAUGCGGGGAAAGCAGUUUCACACUGGUGUAGAGAUCAAGAUGUGGGCCAUCGCAUGCUUUGCCACACAGAGGCAGUGCCGCGAGGAGAUCCUUAAGGGGUUCACAGAUCAGCUGCGCAAGAUCUCGAAGGAUGCCGGGAUGCCCAUCCAGGGCCAGCCGUGUUUCUGUAAGUAUGCGCAGGGAGCCGACAGCGUGGAGCCCAUGUUCAGACACCUUAAGAACACCUACUCCGGCCUGCAGCUCAUCAUCGUCAUCCUGCCUGGGAAAACUCCUGUCUAUGCGGAGGUGAAGCGUGUAGGAGACACUCUUCUAGGAAUGGCCACUCAGUGUGUGCAGGUGAAGAACGUGGUGAAGACGUCACCGCAGACGCUCUCCAACCUCUGCCUCAAGAUCAACGUCAAACUCGGCGGCAUCAACAACAUCCUGGUACCACAUCAACGGCCAUCAGUGUUCCAGCAGCCUGUGAUCUUCCUGGGUGCAGAUGUCACACACCCUCCUGCUGGGGACGGGAAAAAGCCGUCCAUCGCUGCGGUGGUAGGCAGUAUGGAUGCCCACCCCAGUCGGUACUGUGCCACUGUGCGGGUGCAGAGGCCGCGGCAGGAAGUGAUUCAGGACUUGGCCUCCAUGGUACGUGAGCUCCUCAUCCAGUUCUAUAAGUCCACUCGAUACAAACCCACCCGGAUCAUCUUCUACAGGGACGGAGUGUCCGAGGGCCAGUUCAGACAGGUGCUGUAUUAUGAACUGCUGGCUAUCAGGGAGGCCUGCAUUAGCUUGGAGAAAGAGUACCAGCCUGGCAUCACCUACAUUGUGGUGCAGAAACGCCACCACACCCGCCUGUUCUGCGCUGACCGCAAUGAGAGGGUGGGCCGCAGCGGAAACAUUCCUGCUGGUACGACUGUCGACACAGACAUCACACACCCUUACGAGUUUGACUUUUACCUCUGCAGCCAUGCUGGAAUACAGGGCACAAGCCGCCCCUCUCACUACCAUGUGCUGUGGGACGACAACUGCUUCACAGCCGACGAGUUCCAGCUGCUCACCUACCAGCUGUGCCACACGUAUGUGCGCUGCACACGCUCUGUCUCCAUCCCCGCACCUGCCUACUACGCCCACCUGGUGGCCUUCCGUGCCCGCUACCACCUGGUGGAUAAAGAGCAUGACAGUGCCGAGGGAAGCCACGUCUCUGGUCAGAGUAAUGGCCGAGACCCCCAGGCUCUGGCCAAAGCUGUGCAGAUUCACCAUGACACCCUGAGGACCAUGUACUUCGCCUGAGAGCCCUGAUUCAUCCCACUCGCUCGCCCACACACCUCCUCCUAAAUGCGGACCGGACACUGUGCGGCAGGAAGCGGGGGGGUGGGGGGUUCAUGGGGGUCUCGCCAAUCCCAAAUCCGGCCUGAGAGUGCACACCUGCUUUAAUCCCACACCCAAAACUGAGCACUGUUAUGCAAUAUUAAACCAGCCAACCACGUUUUCUUAUUUAUUUUGGAGGAAGGUGACCCUUGCACCAAACAAAAGGGAGUUUCCCCCCCCGUCUGUCUGCUUGAUUUGUUUACCUCAAGGUUGUAACAGCAGCACUUUGACCGCCCAGUUUUUGCAGAAUGACACUCCAGGAAAGCUGAAAGGAGUUAGGAAAGGGACGAGUUUGUCUUCUGCUAGAUCAACGAGUGUCAGUUGUUAUGAAUUAUACUUUAGGAAUAUCUCAAAAAUUCACACACAAGCUCUAAUUAUAAGUGCCACCCAUUAGGGCCAGAUGAUAUUACAAACUGCUUUUUUUUUUUUUUCUUUUUUUUCCUUUUCCAUAGAGCUUCAUUUGUUUCCCUCAAGCUUCGUGCCGAGUUAGUCCUCCCAUGGUGGUCCUGCUCACUGAGCUUUCAUUUACUACAAUGCAAAGUGAUCUUAUUUUUAAUGUUUAUGUGUAUAAAAUUGUAGGUUUUUUUUUUUUUUUUGGUUUUGUUUUUAAUUGCUCCCAGUAUUUAUUUUCCUGUUUUAGAUGAUUUUAGAUUUUUUUUUUCCCAGCAUUCUCUUUUCUCCCUUCUUUUUUUCUUUCUCUUGUUUUAAACACCAAGUAGAGGCCAUGUUAUAGGACAGAUUGUGAUAUUCCGGUUUUAGUGCAAUAAUGGAUCAGCGCCUAUGUAGAGUACAGCUUUCUGGAUCAUGUGAGAAUGGAACAGGGAUAAGGAUGUGAGGAUAAUGAUAGCAACCCAGCGCUCUGUAUGUGAAUAGGAGUUGGAGGGUUGUAGAAUAUAAGGUGGAAACGUGUAUGUUUGGCGCUUUUACAGUUGCAUGCGCAUAUUCAAAAAAAUAUAUAUAAUAGGUAAUAAAUUAGUAGAUCUCUUUGAUGAGGGUUCAAAAUCAAGUGCCUGGUUUUAGAAAAGGAAUAUUUUCUAGAAGGUUUUUUUUUGUUAAUGAAAGAUUUUAAGAAAAUGGUUAAUGCAGUGCAUUAAGAUGCCCAAGAGUGCAGUUUUGCUGGAGUUGUGAUUUUUAAAAAGGCUUCGAGGUCACAACUUUAUUCGAUUGCAGAAAGCCAUGAUCUGUUCUUAACUUCUGUUUUGCGAUGGAAUGACGUUAAGAAUUUCUUUCACUGAUCAGUAUUGUGUGGCCUUUAGGUCAUCUUUGGAUUCAGUACGAGUCCUUCAUAGCCGUGUAACUCUCCCAGCUUUUUAUCCUACACAGCAGAAACUUAUCCCAUCGUCUGCCACUUCUGAUCAGGAUCUAGCUGCUAUUAUACAGGUUCCUUUGACGAGACUGACGGUGUGCUUCAGGUUCAUUCAAGGACGAAAGAGAGUGAGGUGAUGCAGCAGCACAUGGUGUGUGUGUGCACGCUUGUUCACCAGAGGGCCAGUAGAGGGCAGUGUGGAGUUUUACUUGCAGGCUCUCUUGCUCCUUCUGAAGCACGUCCCGUUUUGUAAGCGAGGGGACAGUAACCUGCACUAAUUAAAGCUGAAUAAAGCUUGGUGCUAUACUGUGCGUCGUUUAUGGCGCACACUACAGAGAUUUUGAUGUGAGGGUGGGAACAUGGAGUGUGCAAAUGGUGCUGGCUACAUAUCUCUUUUUGUUGGAACAGACAUUUGGGUUGUGUUUGAUUAGGUGUGCUGAAGAGGACAGCUGUGGUACCUAUGACGCCUAAACCUCAAACCAGUUCAUGUCAUGCUAAAUGGUCCCUGAUGGCAUCUAUCACUUUAAUAACUUACUGGAAAAAUCCGACUUCCUUUCCAAUCCAGAGUUGACGUAUUUAUAACUUUUUUUGUUUUUAAAUUAUUUCAUAGACAAAAAUGUAGUUUUACUGACUUUAUGUUACUAAAUACUAUAGACAGCGGUAAUGGUGCAAGAUUAUGUUAUGUAGAGACUGUGCUUUAAGGCUGUACUUUGUGUCUGAAGCAUCUUCUGAGCAGAGAUAUUAGUGCAUGUGCUAAAGUUGAACAUCACAGUGAGCUUGAAUGCAUCACCAUCUAAUCAGGUGAUACAGUGUAGUGUAUAAAGUUUGUACCAAUCCUGUUUCUCAUUUUUAAAACAAUACGAAUAUUCUAGUACUAGUAGUACCAAUACCAAGGAACAAAGCCUGCUCAUUGCAAGCUUCUGUCACCAGUUUAUGUAAAUCAUCACAAGCAUGUUGGUGUGCUUUAGGACAGUUUAUGUCCUAUGGUAAUGUGCAAGAUCUGUGUUGUAUAUUUUAACACCACAUGUUCACAACAUAAAAGACAUCACUGAAUCGGAUAAUCUGUAAGUUAAAACCUGAUCCAGUGCUGAUAUCGAUACUGUGAUGAGUAUGUCUUUAAAUAAUGGAACCACUAUCGGAGUUAGUAUGGUUGAUCAUCAGUUUUGACCCACCAUGACAGUGUAGAGUAUUUAUAAAUUCUUGUUUAAGGAAGGUUCUGGUAGCAGAUGUUGUGAAUAAAGCUGUGUAGCAUGUUGGACCGGAUGGUGCUUAGUGUGUAGCAGUUGUAUUUUGCCUCAUGAGUAUUCUCAGCUUCACAUAAUUUUUGUUCAGCACAGUGGCUGACGUUUUGCUAUCCUUUCAUGAGGACUGAAGUCGACUCGAACCGCAAUCGAACCGAAACUCCUAGGCCUUCCCCUUUUCAGUGUUCAGUGUAAAACGUGUGGAGCCAAAAGAGGUUAAAGUCCUUAGAAAGUGCCUUUCCUCAUGACGGUGCUGAAGAAUCCGAAUUUAAGUGACAGAUCAAACAGUUUUCUUUAUCUUACCUUGCACACAUGCAGACGCAUGCACAAGCUUACAUUCAGACAUUUUUCAUCUAAAGAACGAGGCUUGGUGAAGUCUCUGUGUAUAUUCAGUUAUAACGUUGAUAAUAUAUGCCAAGUAUAACAAAAAAAUGUAUAUGAUUGAGCUCUGGGUUUUGUGUCAGGACCAGCGGGGAAGGUGUUCAGGGGGAAUUGGUACACAGCCUGACAUGGAGAGAAAAGCCUAGCACUGCACUUUAAAGACUGCCACCCAAACCGGAAGUAAAGACUGAUUUUCUUUCUGAUUGUUUGGGAUUUUUGUUUUUUAUCUUCUAAGCAUGUAGGCAUGUGCCGGACAAAAGAUCAGACUAUCCCGGCAUCCCAUUUAGGAGGAUGUUGCCUAGAUAGGUGGCUUUUAUGGGCAGUGUUUGCACUCUGAAGGUAGUGCAGUCUCACUAUUUAAUGCCUGAAAUUAGCCCCGCCCCCGGGUGGAACAAGACUGUUCAGUAGCUCCUUAUAAAUACUCCUGAAAUGUGUGUAGUUUAAGAGAAAUUUAAGACAUCUCCCAAAGCAGCUCUUAAUUACAAUUUUAAUCUGAUAAGUCGUGAUGAAACAUUAGACAGAAAUUUAAGAAUUUAAUAUCGGCACAUGCCUAUUCGACAGUCGAGAUUUAAGUUUGGCUCCCCGCUGGUUUGAGGUCAUUUCAGGUGGCUUUGUCACCACUCGUGCAAUGCCCUAUAGAGAGUACUUACAAAUAUCAUGAGUCUAUUUUAUUACCUUCACUUUUGACCUGGAGUAUUAGGGUCAAGAAUUAGAGACCCCUCAGGCGCUUGUCGGUCACAUGGGUGCCCGUCGGUCCAGGAGGAAAUACCUCUUACAAGAGAUCUCGAAACACUGCACCUCACUGACCUUGGUAUGCUGCAAAUGUUCAAGUAAACGAGUUAAACUGCAAACAUUGCUUUGAUUACAGUAUCAGUGCUAGAUUUAAUGCCUGACAACAUUUAUCCUUAACUAUUUGAGUAGAUUGUAAGAAGUGGGUUUUUUUUGUGUGUGAGUGUCUCUUUAACACUUCUUUCUGUUUAUUGAGCCAACUUUUCAUUUUUGUCUUAUUUAAUUUUUUUUUCUUUUAAUAUAUUCGAAAUAUAUAUGCGAAAUAUUUUAUGGUGUAUUUAUUAAAAGCGUUCUAAAGUGCGGCUGGAGUGUCCGCAUAGUAGGCAGCAUUACAGAGGGGGGAAGGAGGGGCAGCAAGAGGGCGCCACAUCCCAAACAAGCAGUCCUCACUCUUGUGUUAGACGAGAGCCCUUCAGAUCCAGUGCUGAAGAGCCGAUUUCUUUUUAAAACCAGUCUCCCAGAAUCGUCUGGUUUCCCUGAUUAGUGCUGGGAUGGAAUCCUGUGCACAGUUUGACAUUUUGGAAAGUUGAAGAAUGUUAGUCAGGUUGAAUCAGAAGUGUGCUGAUAAUCAGUUGUACAAUAUAUCAUGACACUCAGCACUUUAGUGUUAUCAUCAUGGACAGAUGAAAAAUAUCAUUACCCCUGUGUUAUAUAUGUUUGUGCUUCAUUCAGAAGGCUUCCUCAUUUUGGACAAAAAUGACCCGCAUGGAGAAGGCAAUCCCACAAUUCUGUUCACCAUGGGUUUUAAAAGAAAUAAACACUUUUAUUUACAGUAAUACAGUUUGCAAACCUAAAUUCAGCACGUCUAAUUAUUGAGAGAUGUUAUCAGGACUGGAUCUUCAACAACGCUAAGCAAUCUUUAAACACAGUGAGGGUGACUGCGAACAUGAUGUUGUAUUAAGGCAUAACAUAGUAUCUUCAAGAAAUUAUUCUCCCUUGGCAUAUUCUUAGGCAUGACGUGGAGCAGAGUUACUGUUACCACCUAUAACAACACAUCCUGAAUUGUUUUAUCCCUCUUAUACCACAGCGAAUUGCAAACUAUUACAAUGUUUCUACAUUACAAUUUAUUAAAGAGAGACAUGUCAUAUUUUUUUAAUCCAUUUAUAGUUACACGUAAUGUCAAAUGUCUGCUUAAAUUUAGUUCCUGUUACCACUUGCAUUCUAAAACCUAAAAACAGUCGUACUGUCACCACCCUUUCUUUUUUUUCUCCUAUAAAAUUAGCAAGACAAAAAAAUGCAGCUUGUCAUAUUACUGAGAAACCAAAAGCACAAACUCAUGUAUCUCCUUUGUCGGAGAACUUGCUGACUGUUACAAAGGAGCUGACACUGAAGACUUCUUCCAUAAAUGUUGAAUAAACGUCUCCUAACAGAAACUUCUAUGAUUUUGCUGUAGAAAUGAGACCGUUGCUGUAGAAGUGAUAACGUUAGAAUGGGUGCAUUGUUAUAAACCUGUGAUUUGAAUUGUAGCCAGCGUUACUGUCAAAGCUGCUGUUGUAAAAAAAAUAAAAUUUAA
Molecule: messenger RNA, 8626 nt
Organism: Pangasianodon hypophthalmus (striped catfish)
Lineage: Eukaryota; Metazoa; Chordata; Actinopteri; Siluriformes; Pangasiidae
Gene: ago3a
Product: protein argonaute-3
Exons: 19
Coding region: 715-3318 (867 amino acids)
Biological process (GO): regulatory ncRNA-mediated gene silencing; regulation of stem cell proliferation
Molecular function (GO): protein binding; RNA binding
Source: RefSeq, a predicted model, not a curated record